AAAAAGUCACCAUUCGGGUCAUACCAAUGCUUCUCCCGCCCGAUGCUAGUGGGCCUGUAUUGUCUGUUGUGUUGUUGGUGGGCAAUGCGCUUUAUAUUAAAGAAACACAGUCCCUCGCUUACUACCACUUUUUAUCAUCACGUACUCACCAGCCUCUAACCCCCCCGAUCACUCCUACCGGACUCACAUUUUUCUGAUUCAUCUACCAUCACAUAUUGAGAUUCGCAGCAAUGCGCUCUAUCACUACUGUCCUCCUCUUCCUGGCCCUCGCUGCCUUGGGACUUUGCCGCCCCAUCCCAGACACUUGCCCCAUCGCGAACUGUGAAUCAGUGAUGGAAGCUAUCGGCAACUUGAAAGGCGAGAUCAAGGAUGACCCUCAGGGUGUGACGCAGCAAUGGAAGGGCAGCGGAGAAGGAAAUGGCAACAAGAACAAAAACAAAACCGAAGAGGGAAAGUCCGACGACGGAACCGAAGUCACUGAAAAUACUGAGAAUACUGAAAAUACUGAGAGUACUGAGAAUACUGAGAAUACUGAGAAUACCGAAUCAACAGCCACCGAAGGCCAGACGGACGACCCAACCGAAGACCCCAAUGGAACUGGUGGGAAUACUACCACAGAGACCGAAUCAACAGCCACCGAAGGCCAGACGGAUGACCAGACUCCCGACGAUGGCGGCAUGGCAGACUGCCAAAACCACCCUGGCGCACAUGGCAAGUAUCACAGUUCGGGCACGCACAGCACCCCGAACUGUCCUCCUCCUUCAUGAGCCAUGAGCCACGAGGAGACGGAGCAGG
Molecule: messenger RNA, 795 nt
Organism: Sphaerulina musiva SO2202
Lineage: Eukaryota; Fungi; Ascomycota; Dothideomycetes; Mycosphaerellales; Mycosphaerellaceae
Exons: 3
Coding region: 231-767 (178 amino acids)
Source: RefSeq, a predicted model, not a curated record